Acanthoscelides obtectus is the source of this 1024-nucleotide messenger RNA. The record is from the annotation of a GenBank genome assembly. NCBI's taxonomy places the organism in Eukaryota, Metazoa, Arthropoda, Insecta, Coleoptera, Chrysomelidae.
AUGAAUUUUGCGUUAAAUAGCAACGGUCGCUCUCCGACUGACCAUAAAAAUCUGAAACAUUUUCGCGCCAUAAUUUAUUACAACUUUCAGAGACAAUUAUCGCAACAAGAAUGCCUUGCUGAGUUACUGUCUGUUUUCGACAACGAAGCGCCACAUCAGUCAACAAUUUCCCGUUGGUAUGUAGAAUUCAAACGUGGACGGGUGAGUCUUAGCAACGAUCGCAGGGUGGGUGCACCAAAAACGGCAGUCACCCAAGAAAACGUCGAUGCUGUGCGCAAACUCAUCAUUGAAGAUAGACAUGUGACAUAUCGCGAGAUUGAGGCGUCCUUAAAGAUCUCAAAGACCUCAAUUCAAAAAAUUUCACAUGAAGAAUUAGGAGUAAGGAAAUUAGUUUCUCGUUGGAUACCCCAACUGUUGACUGACGAGCAGAAAGCAGCCAGGGUUAAUUGGUGUCAAAAAACGCUUGACCGUUUCGAUUCCGGAAACUCAAAAAAUGCAUUUCAGCUGGCUGUUUGGGUGUUACAAGGUGAAGAAAAGCCAACAAAAGUCAUCCGUUCUCGAAGUGUUUCGAAAAAGAUGCGGGGUCAUAUUGCAACAAUUUCUCUUAACGAGCAAAGAACUGUUACUUCGGAUUGGUAUACCACCAUUUGUUUGCCAAAAGUCAUCACCGAGCUGCGAAAAAUCAACCGCGAAAGAAGAAUCAUCCUCCACCAAGACAAUGCAAGCUCGCACACAACCCAAAAAACAAGGCAGUAUUUAACGGAAGAAAACGUGGAAUUAUUGGACCAUCCUCCAUAUAGUCCCGAUCUAAGUCCUAACGAUUUUUUUACUUUCCCGAAAAUUAAAAACAGACUGCGUGGUCAAAGGUUCCAGUCACCAGAAGCAGUUAACACAUUCAAAAAUGCCGUUUUGGAUCUGCCAGCAAACGAGUGGAAUAAGUGCUUCGAAAAUUGGUUCGAGCCCAUGCAGAUGUGUAUUAAUCUUCGUGGAGAAUACUUUCAAAAACAAUAAAGUUAUUUAAAAC